This is a messenger RNA of Saccostrea echinata, 1357 nucleotides long. RefSeq lists its product as uncharacterized. The transcript has 7 exons. The coding region runs from base 23 to 1192 and encodes 389 amino acids. The record is from RefSeq and is a predicted model, not a curated record. Lineage: Eukaryota; Metazoa; Mollusca; Bivalvia; Ostreida; Ostreidae.
GGUGCCGGAAAAGAAGUUUGAAAUGCAGUCCUUGAUAGUCUUCGUUGUAUUACUUGCUGUUUUCCAUGGCUCGCUUUCAACACAAAGUAAGUCUGAUGAGCUACGCGGUAUUGUCAGACAAUUAGAGGGACUGGUAGCCAGGGAAUGGAAAGGAAAACCACGCCCAACAAGUAUCCCAUCUGAACCACGUGGGCCCACUGACAAAGGCAGUGAUCCGUCUUCCAGAAAAUAUGACAGGAUGAUCAAAAUGUUUUUUAAACUUCUAAAACCAUACUUUGGUACCUUUCCAAGCGGAAAUUACACUUCGGAUAUGCCAGUUGACAAAAUCGUGGAAAUGAUGAAUGAAUGGUACAAGAACAUGCCCUCAAAAACAUCCGAUCCAAAGGCAUUCAGAAAAUGGGCUUUCUUCAACAUGGCUAGAGUUCUCUUGCGCGCCCAUUUCCAAUGCGCAACGGCAAAGAUCAAUCAAAUAAUAUUUUACGUAUUGAAGGCCCAAGAGCGUGCAAUGACUGCGAACGACAAGAGCAUGUACGAAAGUAUAAGAACUAUUCUGGAAAACUGGAUAAAUGGUACAGAAAUGCUGGACAGAGCCACCAGGAGGAUUGUGGGAGCAGCACAUAGGCAUGUUUUUGGAGAAAUUAUGAGUCACAUCAAAUAUUUCCAGUUUAAAGAUACCAUAGAUUUUUUCCAAAAAGUGAAACCCUUCAUCAAAAGAGCUAUAAGGGAGAAGUGGACCGUUUUCAAGUUUGAUGAAAAAUUGAGAGAGCUGUUGUCUAAUUUCGAUUUUGGAUGUCCGGGCCUGGACGACUUUUUGGAAUUCCAUCGCAAACUCGCUGUCUCUUUCAAACAAAGGUUCUCGGAGGACACGCAUUUCAAAGAGGCUGAGAGAUGGCUAACAGCCAACCUUCCAAGGUACAUAAAUACAGACCCUGCCCCUGUACUUCCGGAUAUCCUCCAAGUCUACACCGGAUAUGUUAAUGCGGCUGUCCGGAAUUUUGAGCAGGUGGAGGUCCAUAUGACUACCGGAAACACGGACGACAUCGCAAACUUCAUGUCUACUUUCCUUACACCAGAUCAACUUGAAUAUCUUAAGGCCAUCUUUGAAUUCCUGAAAGCUACGGGUACUGACAGUGGAGACACGGACUCUUCAAACAACAUGGACGUCUCGUCUUAUUCAGUGGAUGAAGAUUAAUUAACUUAAUACAAUGGACAAUAAACUUUUUUGGGCGUGACUGGUGAACUGGUGACUAUUCACCCUGUGAAAAUGGAACUGUUUCGUCCCAGUGUGUGGACUAGUGAGAAGCUUUGGCUUUUGUUCUGUUUAUGUAUCUGUUUAAACAAUAAAACUUGAAUGAAA